AUGCAAUACACCCAUAUCGAUCAUCUCAAACGGAACCAGCAUCUCAUAGGCCGUAGUCCUACGCCCCAAAGCAUCACAGCACAGCACGUGGGUGGCGCCCUGCGCAGAUUGAAGGAUUCCCGAUGCCGUUCAAGAUUGAAGAAGAAAGAGACAAAAGAGCAACACCAUAGUAAACAUUCUCCGUAUAUUGAUUACCUCUUCACGCCGUCACCGCCAUCCAGCCCUUACACUAAACCACAAAAUGAUUUGUCAUGA
Messenger RNA from Monascus purpureus, 255 nucleotides. The record is from the annotation of a GenBank genome assembly. Lineage: Eukaryota; Fungi; Ascomycota; Eurotiomycetes; Eurotiales; Aspergillaceae.